Molecule: messenger RNA, 2631 nt
Organism: Gavia stellata (red-throated loon)
Lineage: Eukaryota; Metazoa; Chordata; Aves; Gaviiformes; Gaviidae
Product: testis-expressed protein 2-like
Exons: 11
Coding region: 1-2631 (876 amino acids)
Cellular component (GO): endoplasmic reticulum
Molecular function (GO): lipid binding
Source: RefSeq, a predicted model, not a curated record
AUGCGAGCAAUGGCAGAUCAGGCUGCAGCAGCGGCAGACGCCUCUCCAACCCUGGCACCAUCCCCGGGUUCACCUCGGCGUGGGGACACUGAUGGGCUAACACCCCAUCCCACCAGCACCAGGGAGGACAGCGGCAGCCAGGAUGCCUGCGGGCUCGUUUUCGCUAUGGACAGGGACACGAAGCCUCCCCCCUUGCCCCAGACUGGGGGGAUGCUCCUGGCCGACCUCCCGCGGGCCCCUCAGCCCCGGCUGAGCCCGGCCAAGUCCCACACAGCCCCCUCCUCCCCCAGUGUCUCCCCAUCGGAGAGCCGCGCCGCCCUGCUCCGGCUGCGGGAGGCCAGGCUGGAAGACACCAAGAAGCGGCUAUCGGAGGCCAUGCAGGAGCCCCUCAGCCGGCUUAGCCGGCUCAUGGCCGAGGAGAGCGGCCCCACACCCCGGGCGAAGGCGGGUGCCGGGGGGCAGGAGGCAGGGGACAGCCCCGGGCAGGCAGGGGGUCGCGGGGCUGGGGGACGCCGGGCGCGGGACUGGAGUCCCUGGGAGCCCACCCUGAACUGCCGCUACGAGAUCUGCUCCUACGGGGACGUGAUUCAGGUGGUGGAGGUGGCGCAGCGGGAUGCCGAACCCCGGCUGCCACCCCCUGAGGAGCCGCUGCCGGCACAGCCAGGGGCCACCGUGCCGGGCAGGACCCUCGCCUCCAUCACCCUCCUCGCCUAUGGCUACUUCGUCCUGCCGCUGCCGCCCUAUGCUGCCGGCCUCUGCCUGGGGCUCAUCUGCGGGCUGGUUCUGGGCUUCCUCGCCAUCCUCCUCCUCAUGCCAAAGCCUCUGCCGGCAGCACGGGGACCACAGAGCCGCCUGCGCCCCGAGCUGCUCCUGGGGAAGCCGCGGGAAACCCACCGCCUCCAGGGCUGGAUGAACCAGCUGCACAUCUACGACCCCGAGCUUUUCCACCCCUUGCUCACGCACUCAGUGCUUGCCACGCUGGAUGGGGCCACCCUCAAGCUCUCCUACCCCAAAAGCAACAUCCCGCGCCGAGCCACCUUCGAGGAGGAAAUCGUCGACACCACCUUCGUCAGCCACCGCUGCUACGACCUGACCGACGCCAAGGUCUUCCUCUGCCCCCCCAGCCUGGCCCGAAAGCGGACGUGGAACAAGAAAUACCCCAUCUGCGUCCUCCUCCCCAACCCGGUGGACAUGGAGUGCAGGAGCAGCGAGGAGCACGACGCGGAGCUGCAGAGGAAUGAAGGGAUGAAGAAGGCGCCGGUGCCGGGGCAGGACGUCCCAGGGGACUGCAGGGAGAGGUGCCUGUACCUCUUUGGGCGGACAGGGAGGGAGAAGGAGGAGUGGUACCAGCACCUCGUGCGAGCCUCUCGCCCAACACCCAGCAGCAGCCGCGGCGAAGCCAGGGCAGGCGUGGGACCGGCUCCGCAGAGCAGUGGCAGCAGCAGCGGAGGGAGCGCUGAGGACAUCCCCUCCGCUGUCCCACCCAAGGACCUGGCGGGAAGCAUCCGACAGAAGAUUUUCCUGGAUUACAGCACCUACAUGGCCCGAUUCGUGCCAGUGCAGGUGGGGGGCAGCCCGGACCGGAGCCCCUCUCACGGAGCACUGGGCAGCCCCACACCCAUGAAGGGGUUUGUGGCUUCUGUCCCUCCGCAGCUCAGCGGGGACACGGCCGGGCGCAGCGAGGUGUGCAUGGCCUGGAUGAACGCGCUGGUGGGGCGCAUCUUCUGGGACUUCCUCCGGGAGCAAUACUGGGCUGAGCAAGUGUCCAGCAAGAUCCAGAAGAAGUUGAGCAAGAUCAAGCUCCCAUAUUUCAUGAACGAGCUGACACUGACAGAGCUGGACAUGGGCACAUCCAUCCCCUCGGUCCUCAGGGCCUCCAACCCCACCAUCAAUGACAGAGGGCUCUGGGUGGACAUGGAGGUCACCUACAGCGGCUCGUUGCAGAUGACACUCGAAACAAAGAUGAACCUCUGCAAGCUGGGGAAGGAGAGCGCUGCAGAGGAAAGCAGCCCGGCAGAGGCAGGUGGAGAGGGGGCCAGGCUACGGCUGAUCCUGCUGGCAGACAGCGAUGCAGAGUCAUCCAGCGCCGGCUCAUCCGACGAGGAAGACGUCACCGCUGCAGAACCCGCAGGAGCCCUGGGAGAGCGGGUCCCGCCGGCUGGUGCCGAGGGCCACGUCAGCGGCAACAGCACGAGCCGGAAGAUCCUGCGCUUUGUCGAUAAGAUUGCCAAGUCCAAGUACUUCCAGAAGGCCACUGAAAACGAGUUCAUCAAAAAGAAGAUCGAGGAGGUUUCCAACACACCGCUGCUGCUGACGGUGGAGGUGCAGGAGUUGGCAGGCACCUUGGCCGUGAACAUCCCCCCACCACCGACGGACCGUGUCUGGUACAGCUUCCGAGUCCCACCCCAGCUGGAGCUGAAGGUGCGCCCGAAACUGGGUGAGAGGGAGGUGACGUUCCUCCACGUCACCGAGUGGAUCGAGAAGAAGCUGCAGCACGAAUUUCAGAAAAUUUUGGUGAUGCCAAACAUGGACGAUCUCAUCAUUCCCAUCAUGCGCUCUGGCCUGGAUCCUCAGCCACCCGCUGGGGGACUGCCCAGGGACCUACCAGCCAAGGGAGAGAAGAGGCUCUGA